Folsomia candida is the source of this 2479-nucleotide messenger RNA. RefSeq names its product esterase E4. NCBI's taxonomy places the organism in Eukaryota, Metazoa, Arthropoda, Collembola, Entomobryomorpha, Isotomidae. The coding region runs from base 498 to 2249 and encodes 583 amino acids. The record is from RefSeq and is a predicted model, not a curated record. The transcript has 12 exons.
AGGUUCUUCACCUUAUUCAACACCUGUACAGUUAUUCGAGACUCAUUCAGAUUUACCUUCUGCCCACUUUUUAACGUGAUUCUGCCUUCCUUCUCAACAUUGGAAAAUCUUCAAAAGUUAAGGCAAUAAUCUUGUGGGGUAUGUACAUAUGCACGUAGGUAGACCUUCUUCACCACUAUGCAAUGUUUUUAAACACAAUUUUUAACACGGCUGGUACAACUUAUGUAUGAAUGUAAUGCGGUACAACACUGAACGCCGAUAUGAUAUCAACUGAAACUCAACGUUUUUUUACAACCGUCUUUUUAUACCAAGAUAGUUAAAAAGUUGAGUAGCCGAAUUAUAUUGUGACGCUUUUCUGUAUUUAAUAAAGCUGUCAAGAAGUAAAUUGCGAACGUAUUUUAGAUAAAAUUGCAAACUGUAUUGUAUUUAGUGUAAUAAUCGCAAAUUAUUGUUCAUGAGGAAGUGACAUAAUAUUUGGGAUUGAGGUUAAUCUCAAAAUGUUUGACAACAAGAAAAUUGUGUUUAGUGUCGUCAUUCUAUUUGGAGCUUAUUUUGUGGAUUACUAUUUCAUUCACAAUGGUGAAAAUACUACUUUGGACAUGAGCAAUGGAAAGUUAAAAGGAAAAGUCUCAUUUUCUCGGGGUGGACGAGAAUUUUACGAAUUUUUGGGAAUUCCUUACGCCGACGUACCUGUGGGAAAAUCACGAUUUUUGUCUCCAAAGCCGAAUAAAGCGUGGACAGGUGUUCGAGAUGCCACGAAAUACCAGUCAAAAUGCAUGCAAGUGGAUAUGCUCACAAAUGUCAAGGGAGGGAGCGAGGAUUGUCUUUAUCUUAACGUUUUUUCUCCCAAAACUUUGGGAGAAAUACCAACGCUCUUUCCCGUCAUUGUUUACUUCCAUGGGGGCCAUUUCAUGAAUGGGGACGCAAGAAUGUUUGGACCCAAAUAUUUCAUGGACGAAAACGUAGUUUUGGUAUCAGUGAACUACCGCCUGGCCAGCUUGGGAUUUUUAAAUGCUGGAAAUAAAUAUGCAAGAGGCAAUCAAGGGUUAAAGGAUCAAGUCCAAGCUUUAAAGUGGAUUCAAAAAAACAUCGCAUAUUUUAGUGGAGACCCCAAUCGAGUAGUUAUCUUUGGACAGAGUGCAGGAGCAUCAAGUGUACACUAUCAUAUGCUGUCAAAAAUGUCGACAGGAUUAUUUCAUGGAGUAAUUUCUGCUAGUGGAACUGCGUCAAGCCCAUUUGCAUUCCAGAAACAACCCAUUGAACAGGCAAAGAAGCUCGGAAAAAAGUUGAGGUGUCCAAGUAAUCGCAAAACAGAAGCAAUGGUUGCAUGUUUAGGCCAAGCCGAAGUGCAGAGAUUGGUGGAAAGUCACAGAGAAGCAGUGCACUUUCUUCAUGACCCAAUCGCCAUGUAUGGUCCAACAGUUGAAGUGGUCGAUGACAAUGAAGCGUUCUUAACUAAAAAUCCUGUACAGAUGUUAAAGGAUGGAGAAAUUGUAAACAAUGUGCCAUGGAUUGUCGGCGUAACCACUAAUGAAGGCCUUGCCAAUGCUGCAACAAUACUCCGCAAUAGUUCCAUGGUCCAAGUAUUUGAGCAAAAUUGGGAAGACAAUUUUCCAAAGGUUUUCAUCUACAAGUCUGAAGAUUCAUCAGUGCACAGAGCUAUUCGAGAAUUUUAUUACGGGAAAUCUGAAGACAACCAAUUUGUUUCUACCGAGAAGGAAGGACAACUUAGCAAAAUGUUUGGAGAUCGAAUGCAUCUAACCCCCACUCACAAUAGUGCUAUUGCUCAUGCUAAACAAACGGCCCCUGUUUAUUUGUACCAAUUUGCCCAACCUUCUGCGAUGAGUUACGCUGAUGUCAUUUAUAAUCAAAAUGGAAUUUUGCCACCAGUUAUAGAGAUUGGAGCGUACUUGGCAUAUAAGUGGGUUGUGCGGUUAUUCAGUGAUGGGCCAGCAAAUAAAGGAGUUUCCCACUUUGACGACCAAACAUUCUUCUUCAACAUACCAUUCAUGCCGGAGUAUAAAGAAGGGGAUGAAAAUUAUGCUUUGUCCAGGGACUUAAUUAAAUUGUGGGUUUCAUUUGCCAAGGAUGGUAAACCGUCGGACUUCAACGGAGUGACUUGGAACCCCAUUGAUUCAGAAGCCAAAUCUCGAGAGCUCAAAUAUUUAGAAAUCUCGACCAAUCCAAGAAUAAUUACUGAGCCUUUCUUCGACAGAGUUCAGUUUUGGAAUUCUUUGAAUCUCAGAUAACUUGCAUUUUAAAACUAUCCAUCUGUGUAUUAUGCAUGUCUUUGGCUGGAUGACUAUUUAUUUCGACUAUUUAUCCUUUAUUUAAUUGUUUGCAUGCAUAUAUAUUUAUAAAGUAUUUAUCGUCCGUCCUAGAUACAAACUCGGUCGUCCGUGUUCGACAUAUGUAUUAUCGUAAAAAAUGUGAUGUUUAUUGUUUAAAAAUCGAGUAAUAAAGCUAUGUACAUAUACUA